CUCCAUAAUUCUCAUCAAUACUUCACCAUUAAUCAACUUUAAACCGUUUUCAUUAAUUCUGCGUUUGCGUUUAUCAUAUAUUCAAAACUGAUCUCCAUCAGAAAUGGCUGAAGAGCACCACAAUCAUCAAUUCAUCACCCCGGUCGAAGAAGCAGCAGUCGAUGUACCUGCUGCCGCCUCUUCCGUCGAGACGCAAGACAGAGGUAUCUUUGAUUUUCUCAGUAAGAAAGACGAUGAGAAGCUUACCCCGCCGCCACAGACUUACCCCGGAGAGGAGGAGGUUCUAGUCGCUGAGUUCGAUAAAGUUCAAGUUUCAGAGCCGAAGGUGGAAGUAGUAGUAGUAGAAGAAGAGAAGGUGGAUGAAGAGAAAAAGCAGAGCUUUUUUGAAAAACUCCACAACGAUAGCAGCUCCAGCUCUUCUAGCGAUGAGGAGGAAGAGGGAUCGGAAAAGAAGGAGAAGAAGAAGAAGAAGAAGGGUUUGAAGGAAAAGAUCAAGGAGAAGAUAACCGGAGGAGGAGAAGAGGACACGACAGUUCCUAUCGAGAAGUACGAGGAGGAGGAAGCUGUUGCGGCGGUGGUAGUCCCGCCUGAGGAAAAGAAGGGGUUUUUGGAGAAGAUCAAGGAUAAACUUCCAGGACAGAAGAAAACUGAGGAAGUUCCGGCGCCGGCGCCGGUAGCUGCGGUUGAGGUUGUUCAGGUGGAGGAGACGAAGGAGAAGAAGGGUAUUCUGGAGAAGAUUAAAGAAAAGCUUCCUGGGUAUCACCCAAAGACCACAGAAGAGGAGAAGGGACAGGGAUCCGAUUGAAUUGAUGAUGAUGAUGAUGAUGAAUGAUGAAUGAUGAAUAAUGCUUUGUGAACGUGAUUCCUUUUCUUUUGUUUUGCUUUUGUGAAUCAUACACAUUUGUUGUUGUUGUAUGAUCGUAAUAAUCUUAUUGCUUUUCGAUUUGUUUUCGGUUACUUUAUAUUAUUAUUAUUAUAAGUAAGUACUGCUUGUAUAUGUGCUUAAUUAUAUAUAUUUGAAUUAUUAUUAUUACUAUUAUU
This is a messenger RNA of Impatiens glandulifera, 1041 nucleotides long. Its product is annotated as phosphoprotein ECPP44. Gene Ontology annotation, cellular component: membrane. NCBI's taxonomy places the organism in Eukaryota, Viridiplantae, Streptophyta, Magnoliopsida, Ericales, Balsaminaceae. Bases 104 to 805 code for a protein of 233 amino acids. The transcript is spliced from 2 exons. The record is from RefSeq and is a predicted model, not a curated record. Gene Ontology annotation, biological process: response to water.